AUGAAUUAUGAUGAAUAUGCACCAAUCGAACGCAAAAAGAUCGACUUGUCCGAGCUAAAAAAAGCAAAUCUGCCAAUUUUUUUUAUUGUUGGUGGACCUGGUUCUGGAAAAGGAACACAGUGUGACAAAAUCGUUGCAAAAUAUCAUUUGACUCAUUUAAGUUCGGGUGAUCUUCUAAGGGCCGAGGUUAAAUCUGGUUCACCAAGAGGUGCUCAACUUAACAAAAUGAUGGAAAAUGGUGAACUUGUGCCACUGGAAGUGGUUCUUGAUUUAAUUAAAGAAGCGAUGUUAGCUGCAGUGAAAAAAGGUACAAAAGGAUUUCUUAUUGACGGUUAUCCUCGAGAAAUAAAACAGGGUGAUCAAUUCGAAAGCGAGAUUCAAGAAGCGAAACUCGUACUUUUUUUCGAUGUAUGUGAAGAUACACUUGUAAAACGAUGUUUACAUAGGGCUGAAACAAGUGGACGAGUAGACGAUAAUAUUGAAACUAUCAAAAAACGUUUACAUACGUAUAUCACAUCAACUGCUCCCGUUGUUGAGCAUUAUGCGAAGAAAGGAAAAUUAGCCAAAAUACCAUCGGAAGGAAGCGUUGACGAAAUUUUUAAGGCAGUGGAAGUUCACCUCGACAAAAUCAUGAAAUAA
This is a messenger RNA of Dracunculus medinensis (Guinea worm), 639 nucleotides long. NCBI's taxonomy places the organism in Eukaryota, Metazoa, Nematoda, Chromadorea, Rhabditida, Dracunculidae. The record is from the annotation of a GenBank genome assembly.